Molecule: messenger RNA, 2610 nt
Organism: Dentiscutata heterogama
Lineage: Eukaryota; Fungi; Glomeromycota; Glomeromycetes; Diversisporales; Gigasporaceae
Source: the annotation of a GenBank genome assembly
AUGGUUACUUUAAGCGAAGCAUAUUCAAUUAUUCAUUUAUGUGCUGGGGAAGUUUUAUCAAGAGGAUUAGGUGAAGAGAAUUUAUUCUCGCCCGUUGAAAGUGAGGAUAACCCUGAUGAGGUCAGGUACCUCAUCAAUUGCCUUUUACGUGAUAAUCGUACGGAAUUCGAAGAUGAACUCAAGUUUCAAGACAUUCGUAAUGUAGUUGCCGGUAUUAGGUGGACUCUUAGAAAAUGUGUCACUAGUGUAGUGUCAUAUAAAGAUUACCAAAACUUUGUUCGUCUAGAAAUUGGUAUAUUCAGUAAAUUUAUAUAUAAUCUCUCAAAACCAAGCCAGGCAAUCCUUUUGGAAUUAUUUGAAUUAUUUUCUCAAGUUAUGACUCAUGCGCAUAUAAACAAAAUUCCUGCUCAAAGAAUAAUUAAAUCAAUGGCACAUUUUAUUGUCGGUGAUAAAGAACUUAAAUUUGAAAAUUUUAGUGCGGCAUAUACUAAAUGGUUAAGAUGUUCUAAUGCAUGUACGCAUUUAUUUCUCGCUUAUUUACGAGAAAGAGCUUGUUCUGCUAGCAUUCCACCUCGGUUGAACAUUUUAUUAGAUGGUUAUGUACAAUUUCGUAAAAAAUCAAGAUCUUCUCCAGAUUAUCAACAUCCAUUAGCUGAUAUUACCAUUGAGGACUUACAAUUGAUAAUUCGGCCAAAAAAACAACGUCAGAUGAAUCCACGACAAUUCGAUUCCAUGAGGAGUAGUGGAUUAUCUCGACAAGUUGAUCCUACAAGGAAUAGUAGUGGAUUAUCUCGACAAAUUGAUCCUACAAGGAAUAGUAGUGCGAAUAAUGGAACUCCACACCAAUCCAUCUUACUUAAUAAUGGAGCCUCACGAGGAUCCGGCAUUGUAUUGAAUAAUAAUGGAAAUGUACGACAAUCUAACGUUACAAUGAGUAACAGGCAAACUAAUUCUACAUUGUUGAAAUCAAUGCUCAAAAAUGGAGCCCAUGAGAGUGUGGCUUCUAGAGGUUCAUUAACCAUCGCUGAAAUGUUUCCAGACAUUGCUGAAUCAUUAGAAUCAUUGAGAAGAAAAACAGCUUAUCAAAAUCUGGAAAAUAUAAUUGAAGAUUCAAAUGUUGCUACACAUAAAUGGGAUGAAUUACAAAUUAAAGGAUUUAAUGUACUUUCUGAGGAAGCCUUGAAAUUAUUCUUUUCCUAUGACGACAGAACCUCAAAUCCUUGUGCUAGUAUCGUACGAAAACGUAGUAGGAAAAGAUUUAACAAAAAAACUUUUGAUGAACGAUUUUUAGAAAUGAUUCCCAAUAUUGAAAUUAAUCGUGAAACAUUAAGAGAUACCUUUUAUCAGAGUGAAGGAAAUAAUUCAAGAAUUUCCAUGCGAACAACUGUUGUAUGGGAUGAAUUCGAGAAGAAAGGUUUUAGAGAUUCAUUAGGUACUAAUUCAAAUAUCCUUAGUCUUUGUUCUACUUUAGGAAAAUCAACGGUUUCUAUACCUCUUUCUGAGUUAACUGAGGCAACAAAUACCGAUAUAACCAAUACUGAUGUUACUAAUCCUGAAGUAAUCAACACUUAUGUUACUAAUCCUGAAGUAAUCGAUACUUAUGUUACUAAUCCUGAAGUAACCAAUUCUGAGAUUAACGAACCGCAACCGCAACUUGAAGAAAUACAAUUACGAACUCAAGAAAGAUCUCGACCGAUUAAUCGACAAGGUAAACGGAAAAAUAAUAAAAUUUUUAGAAAGACUAUUUGCUUUUUAUGCUUACGACCUGGAUCGGGUGUUUCUGGAUUUUCCGUUACCAUGGAAACGGACGAAGAUCAAGAUGAAACAAAUCCUAUGAAUUCUCACGUGACCAUAGAACCUAUUAACAACAAUUUCCCAUACAUGUGGGUUGAAUCUAGUGCUAAUGUAAGAAAUGAAAAAGAGCCUUGGGAAUGGGUUUUUGUCGAACCUCGAGAUGAGAGACACGAAACAGAAUGGAUUAUGUUUGAAGAUAAAGGAAAAUUCCUUUCUGAACGAGAAAAAGAAAAACGUAAAUCACGUAAAAAAUCUCUUUUGAACACUUUGAAUACAAUGAUGCCAUGGUCAAAAUCAAAUCGUCGCAACAAUUCUGAUACAAUAGAAUUUAACAAUGGUGAAGGUUCUUCAUUAAUACCACAAGGAGAUUAUUAUCCUCAAGAAAUUUAUGAUGAUUAUAUACAAGAGGAGGAAGAUAACGAUAUUGUAGUAAAUACUAUGCCUUAUUCACGACAAAGUAAUAACAGUAAUAAUAUUAAUUAUAAUAAUAAUUAUAAUAUUAAUUAUAGUUCUCCUUUGUCGAUCGUGACACGAGGAGAUAAUGAUAACAAUUCUACAUACAGUGAAUCAACAUCACCAAAUUUAAUUAAACGAAAUAUACUUUCAUUAGGAUAUGACGAUAUUUCAGUUUCUUCAUUAGCAUUUAAUCAAGAACAAUAUAAUGAACAAUCAUAUGUAUUAGCUAGCAGAAGAGUUUUACAAACACAACAAUAUCCACCUUAUCGCACGUUAAAUGAGAGACCAUCAUAUCAGAUGCCUGCUAUACAAUCAAAAAAACCUGAAACAAAUAGGGAAAGGGAAAUUAAAUUUUGGUAG